AUGACGACCGUUGAAGAAGUAUUCAACCAAGCUGCUGAAGACUUGAAAAAGAUCAAAGCAAACCCAAGCCAAGAGGAACUGUUACAGCUUUAUGGGCUCUGCAAACAGGCCACAGAAGGUGACAACACUACACCUAAGCCAGGAUUCUUCAAUUUGCAGAAAAAAUCUAAGUGGCUCGCAUGGGAUCAGGUCAAGGGAAUGUCACAGGAAGAUGCCAGGGAGGUAUAUAUUAAGCUGGUUAAUGAGUUGAAGGCAAAGUAUGGAUAUUAG
Molecule: messenger RNA, 270 nt
Organism: Penicillium arizonense
Lineage: Eukaryota; Fungi; Ascomycota; Eurotiomycetes; Eurotiales; Aspergillaceae
Exons: 3
Coding region: 1-270 (89 amino acids)
Biological process (GO): fatty acid metabolic process
Molecular function (GO): long-chain fatty acyl-CoA binding
Source: RefSeq, a predicted model, not a curated record